Messenger RNA from Capsella rubella, 1146 nucleotides. RefSeq lists its product as uncharacterized. Lineage: Eukaryota; Viridiplantae; Streptophyta; Magnoliopsida; Brassicales; Brassicaceae. The transcript is spliced from 2 exons. The record is from RefSeq and is a predicted model, not a curated record. Bases 1 to 1146 code for a protein of 381 amino acids.
AUGUCGAAUGACGAUAGCGAGCAGCAGACAGCUACGGCCGCUCUCUCGGAGAAGCUCGGAGGAUUCGAACAGCGGUCCACCGCUCAGGUGGCCGCCUUGUCCGAGACCGUCUCCGAGCUGUCCAAUGCCCACAACGCCUACGCAGCUCAAGUGGAUGCGCUCGUGGAGGGGACGUCUGUCGGAACCAUGCUCCACAGGCCCCGGAUGCUUGAUUUUGGUGGGGCAUUACCGGUAGCAUCCCCAGGGAGUGGGCGGCUAGGCCCCCCAGUUACUACGAACUCAGCAGAAAACCAGUCAAGGGAGGCUGGUUUGUCGGCGUCGGCGCUUCCGCAGGGGGCAGUCAUUCCUGCGAGUAGGAACUCCACGCUUGGUCACAUCCGCACUCCGCCCCGGCACAGGGCGGUGGCCGUGCCCAAUCCGGAAAUUUCAUUCCUCCAGAAUGAGAUCCGAGCCAUGCAAUCAAAGGUCCAUCACGCGACGAGCUCUGCUCCGGACAUCGACCGAGUUAUCGAGGAAUCAAAGCGAACUCCUUUCUCACCUAGAAUCUCGACAAUGCGCAUCAAGGAUGCACGAAAAGUCAACUUUCUCAGUUAUGAAGGGAAGGGGGAUCCUAAAGUUCACCUCCAUACUUUCCUCCUUACGGUAGGAAGGGUGGAUUUCGAGCCUCAUGAGGAAGAUGCAGGGUAUUGCAAGCUCUUCGCCGAAACAUUUGUCGGACCAGCCCUCCUGUGGUUCGCUUCGCUUCAGGAAGGCACGAUCGAUAGUUUCACUCAGCUCUCCACAACAUUCGUGAAGCAGUAUUCGAGUUUCAUAGGAGUUGGUGUGACCGACGCUCAGCUGUGGAAUCUGAGUCAAGGUCCGAACGAUUCACUCCGGUCUUACAUCACCAAGUUUAAAGAGAUAAUGGUCCAGAUUCCCGGGCUCUCCGAUUCAGCGGCGUUGUCCGCCCUAAAAAAUGGGUUAUGGCACCAGUCUUGGCUCAGGGAAGAGUUGACGGUCAACCGCCCCUCCAGUAUCCAGGACGCCCUUCACCGGGCAUCGAACUGGAUCGUGGCAGAAGAGGAGAAAGCCGCACUCGCCAAAAAGUACAAAGUAACUCCCAAACCGAGCUUCGAUCAAGGAGCCAUGCGAAGUUUGCAGGGAUAA